AUUGUUUCUUAUCAGUCUAAUCCAACUCAAUCUCCUGCAUCUUUAUGCUGCCUCCUUAACCUUAACCUUAACCUUAACCAGAACUAAACAGACUAUUAUGGUGAAGAACACUGAUAACUCCAUGACUGAACCUUCAUCAUCGAGUAGUCAUGAGCCAAAGUACAAGGGCGUUCGUAAGCGAAAAUGGGGGAAAUGGGUGUCCGAGAUUCGGCUUCCGAACAGCCGAGAACGUAUUUGGCUAGGCUCAUAUGAUUCGGCGGAGAAGGCAGCGCGUGCAUUUGACGCAGCUUUGUUCUGCUUACGAGGUGCCAGUGCGAAAUUCAACUUCCCUGAGAACCCACCGGAGAUUAACAUUACUGGACCCGACGGACGACCGCUUAAUCCACAGGAGAUUCAAGUGGUUGCCGCGAGAUACGCCAACGAAGAGCAAGAGCCUCGGAGCAGUACAUUGGAUUAUAACAAUGUGUCAACAUCAGCUGCAACGUCGCAUUACACGUCGUCGUCAUCAGACGGGGUGGUGGCACCAGUGCCCAUGGAAGUGGAUAGCAGUGACCAUAAACCAAUAGAUUGGUCGUUUUUAAAUAUGUUAGACAGCAAUGAGCGAGCUGAUGCAUCUGAUUUUGGGCUUUAUUCCGGGCUUGCUGGAGAUGAACUAUAUCCUCCUACUCCGGCGACACCAUCGCCGCUAAUUGAUGAAAACGAGGAAGAUCAACAAAACUUCUACUCUCACUCUUCAUUUCUGUGGAAUUUCUAAGUUAGGUCGUUAGCUAAGUUAAGAAACUCAUCAGGAAAGUUCGGCUAAUUUUUGCUGUCGAUACCACUCACUGAUAUUUUUUUCUUUCAUCUUUCAUUAUACAUUAUAGGAUGAAAAGUUUUUAUCUUUUUUUUCCCCCUGUUUUACGAUAUUAUAAGGGGGAAGACAUGGCCCAGUUUUUUUGUGCCAUCUUCUCAAACAUAGUACUUGUAAAAUUCGUAUUAUUUGUAUCAAUAAUUAAAAGGUUGUAACUGUUUGAUAAUAAAACUUUGGAAUUUGGAGACAA
This is a messenger RNA of Mangifera indica (mango), 1040 nucleotides long. Its product is annotated as ethylene-responsive transcription factor ERF017-like. The record is from RefSeq and is a predicted model, not a curated record. Gene Ontology annotation, molecular function: DNA binding; DNA-binding transcription factor activity. The coding region runs from base 98 to 754 and encodes 218 amino acids. The transcript has a single exon. Gene Ontology annotation, biological process: regulation of DNA-templated transcription. NCBI's taxonomy places the organism in Eukaryota, Viridiplantae, Streptophyta, Magnoliopsida, Sapindales, Anacardiaceae.